GUGUCCCCAAGCCCCUCUUCUCACUCACUCUAUCCUCAAAAACUCGAAGGGAUAGAAGAAGAGGAGCGGGGAGCUCCGCUCAGCUCAGCGCAGCGCAGCUAAAAGCCCGAGCGCUCCUCCCUCAUGGCCAUGGCGACCUCCACCUUCUCCCCGCCGCACCAGCUCCCGCUCAAGCCCCAGCUCGGCCCCAAACCCGGCCUCCUCCUCCCGCGCCUCCGCGCUUCCCCCCGCCUCCGCCUCGCCGCCGCCGCCGCCGCCGGCGAGGCCCCCGUCGAGGCGCCGCCCAAGCCGGCGGCCGCCGCGGAUCCCUCCCCCGCCGCUUCAAACGGGGCAGCCGCCGCGGUGAAGGCGGAGGCGGCGGCGGUGAAGAUCGAGGAGUCGGCGUCGCCGAGGUUCAACGACUCGAGGUGGGUGAACGGGACGUGGGACCUCGACCUGUUCGGAAGGAAGGCCGGCGCCGUCGACUGGGACGCCGUCAUAGACGCCGAGGCAAGGAGGAGGAAAUGGCUUGAAGAUUUCCCGGAGGCUAGUAGCAGCGAUGAGGCUGUUGUGUUUGAUACUUCGAUCAUACCAUGGUGGGCAUGGAUUAAGCGGUUCCACCUCCCCGAAGCGGAGAAGCUAAAUGGCCGUGCUGCCAUGGUUGGCUUCUUCAUGGCUUACUUUGUCGAUAGCUUGACGGGUGUGGGGCUCGUUGACCAAAUGGGCAACUUCUUCUGCAAAACUCUGCUGUUUGUUGCAGUGGCUGGCGUGCUGCUUGUCAGGAAAAACGAGGACAUCGAUUCUCUGAAAAAGCUCAUCGAUGAAUCGACGUUCUACGACAAACAAUGGCAGUCAACUUGGCAAGAGGAUUCCCCUUCUGUGCCGAAGAAAUAGCUUCCAAGUUGAGUUUUGCGGUAGCUGAGAGGAGUGAUGUGGACUUUCUCCUCCUCUUUAUGUUGUGCUGUUUCUUUUGUCAGCCUUUUGUUUCCUGAUUUUAGUGAGGCUCAAAUACCUAUCAAUAAACUUUAUAAUAUCUACGCCAUCUUGUAAAAAGUAUUGACUUAAUUUCUGUGCUAGAGGUAAUGCUGCAACGGGUUAUUUAGCGCAAUGUUUUGCUGAUGGGAAUUGCAUGCAGGGUUACAAACU
Molecule: messenger RNA, 1125 nt
Organism: Brachypodium distachyon (stiff brome)
Lineage: Eukaryota; Viridiplantae; Streptophyta; Magnoliopsida; Poales; Poaceae
Product: light-harvesting complex-like protein 3 isotype 2, chloroplastic
Exons: 3
Coding region: 124-873 (249 amino acids)
Source: RefSeq, a predicted model, not a curated record